This is a messenger RNA of Parus major (Great Tit), 339 nucleotides long. Its product is annotated as suppressor protein SRP40-like. The transcript has 5 exons. The record is from RefSeq and is a predicted model, not a curated record. Lineage: Eukaryota; Metazoa; Chordata; Aves; Passeriformes; Paridae. The coding region runs from base 46 to 339 and encodes 97 amino acids.
AACCAGCAGCACCCACUUGUUUCCAGAGAAGCAGAUAAUUCAGCCAUGCUACUGGCAAGUGAUGAAGAGGAAGGAAGAAACAACAAUAGUGCAUGGUCAUCAGGUACUCUUAGUUCUCCAAACUGGAUGGAUGAGUACUUAGAGCUUAUUGAAGGGUACGAACAACAAAGAAGCCAGCAGCUGUUGGACAGCUCUGUACUGAGUGAUGAUGAUGAAGAUGAAGCAACAGAUAAUGAUGUGUCUGUGACUGAUUCAUCAUCUGAAGAAGGGGAUUCAUCAGAAGAUGAAACUGAAAGUUCAGAUGAUGACCACAUCCCAUGCUGCAUGAUGAUCAAAUGA